Molecule: messenger RNA, 1797 nt
Organism: Anisakis simplex (herring worm)
Lineage: Eukaryota; Metazoa; Nematoda; Chromadorea; Rhabditida; Anisakidae
Source: the annotation of a GenBank genome assembly
CUCAUCGAAUCUGAUGGUACACUUCCUUUGAGAGACUAUUCGGCACUGGCUUUGAGAUGUUACGUUCAGUUUUUGUAUUCGUCAUCGAUCGAGUGGACGUCUGAAGAAACGUCUGAUCUGUUGAAACUGGCCACUGCUUAUGGUCCCGUCGAGCUGAUAUCACUUUGUCAACCUCAGCAAACAUUCACAUCUACUGAUGCUGCUAAUCUAGGAAAUUCGGCAAAUCGGCACUCAAACUCGAAUGAUUGUUCAGGUCAAAAUCAGGCAGUCAUGAAAGCAGAUAAAUGUGAAGCUGACACAGACGAGUGUUUGAGUUCAAAAACAUUCGAAGUUAAAAAUAUUCCAAAAGAAGAUGCUGAAUGCUUGAAUAUUCAUGGAGAAGAUGCAAACUCAGUUACAAACUCCAACAAAGCCGAGGUGUCUGAUUCAGAAAUUGAUGCGAGUUCAUCGUCGAAGAAAAUUGCGGAGGCCGAAGCAUCGAGUGCACAUAAAGACCCAAAUGAUAGUGAUGAUGUCUUUGAGUUUUUGCCUUCUGAUGAUGACGACGAUAAUAAAAAUUUAAAGGCAGAUUCUUCACCCAAACAUCUUGUAAAUAAUCAAAUAAAAGAAGCCGUCUCAAGCCAGAAACUGUCAUCGUCAAAUUCAAAUGAAGAAAUUCCUCGUCGUUCGGAUUCCAAUUCGCAUGUCUCUGAGGUGAUACGCAAUACUGAAAGUGCUGACUCAAAUCAGAAUAUCGAAGAGGAUUUCUCAAAAAUGGCGGCCAAUGAAUCCUUAAACAGAAGUCUCGUCUACUCACCACUUCCCUUACCGCAUGAUUCAUUCGAUGACGCAAUUCGAUUAUCACCUCAGCUAGAAAUUCCUUCCAGUCAUUCCAAUCAUCAAACGAAACAUCAGCAGUGUACAGAAGAGUUCUCCAAAAAUCAAAAGGAUCUAAAAAUCGGUUUUGGAUCUGAUCAACCAUUUUCGAAUGCUCUAUCGCCCGUGAUUGAAACACGAAAGGAUUCGAUUCCAACCAAGAACGCUGUACAGUAUUGUUCAACACCAAAUCAACCAACAUCUACAUCAAGACUUGCACAACGCUUGAAAGAGCUUGGCUCGAAUGUAAAAAUAUUGAAAACAUCGAAUAUAACGCCGUUACCUGAAUACGCGAAUAUGACCGACAAACAGUUGAAGGCAUUUGUAUUAGUAAAAAAUUCAUUGUUACUUUACGUUCAGGACGAGCUGGCAAAAUACGGUUUACGACCAAUGGGUAAGAAACGAGCAAUUGCAUUGUUGAAGAAGAUUUAUGAUGAACUACAUCCAGUGAUAGACUUGAGUUCGCCAGUGUCGAGCAAACCCAAGAGGUCUAUCGUAGCCAAAAAAUUACUGGAUCGGUUGAAUGAGGUACAAGAAAAGCGAACAGAUGAAAGGGAAGAAGAUGAAGCAAACGAAAGAGAUGAAGAUUUAGCUGAGAAAACGUUGAAUAGAAGUUUGAAUGAAGAGGAUAUUCUUGAAGAAUCCUGUAUUGACGACGUUUACAACGAAGACGCUCCGCUUCCGAAGGAUUUGGAUGGAAUGCAGAUCGCUGUGCUGAAUUGGUUACGUCGGAAUGAUAAUGAAGAUCUUUACAAUGAGGUUCUCGGUCUCAAUACCGUAUCUUUCGAAGAUUUCUAUGGGCGCUUGUCGAAGUGCGAUACGGCUGUUGCAAAAAUUCCGAGGAAAGCGUUGAUGGAGAUUCUCGAUCGUCUUCACAUAACGUUCAGUUUACCGGCAGAUGGCUGGAAAAAACGUCGAGAAAGGAAGCAAAAACUGAAAUGA